UGCCGUGCCGCGAUCCCGGCUGCCAUUUUAAGGUGAACAAAGAGGCGGAGGCAGCGGCAGGCAGAUCUGCUUAGGGAGGAGCCCUCGGGGCUGGCACUGCCCUUGGGUUCACCCCAGCCAUGUUCAGCAAGAAGUCCUACGAUGGCCCUUCCAUGAGCUACGGCCCCGCCACGGCCUACGGCUCGCCCACGGCUGAUUAUGGCUACGGCUACGGCGCCCGCUCGCCCCCGCCGGGCUCCUACUACAUGGAGGACGUGCCACAGCACUUCUACAAGUGGACCUCGCCUCCUGGCGUGGUGAGGAUCCUGGAGGUCAUCAUCAUCCUGCUCUGCAUCGCCAUCUUUGCCUGCGUGGCCUCCACCUUGGCCUGGGAGUACGGUUACGGCUACGGGGGGCUUUACGGCAGCGGCCUGGGGGGUUACUACGGCUCCGGCUACUACGGCAGCGCCUUGGGUUACGGUUACGGGGGUUACUACAGCGGGGUCACCAACCCACGGGCUGCCAACGGCUUCAUGAUGGCCAUGGCUGUGCUCUGCUUCCUGGCACUGCUGGGGCUCUUCGUUGCCAGUGUCAGCAAGUCGAGCGGCUCCCGCUCGCGCCACUUCUACCUGGCGGUGAUCGUGGUCUGCGCCAUCCUGGCCUUCCUCAUGCUCAUCGCCUCCAUCGUCUACGUCAUGGGAGUCAACCCCCAGGCACAGAUGAGUGGCAGCUACUACUACAACCCCUUGCUGACCAUGUGCAGCCAGAUCUACAGUGGCACCACCUACACCAACCAGUACCUCUACCACUAUUGCACCGUGGACCCCCAGGAGGCUGUGGCCAUCUUCUGUGGGUUCCUCAUCGUCAUCCUGCUCUGCCUCACCUGCUUCUUCGCUUACAAGACACGGAGCAAGAUCUGGAAGUAUGGCAAACAAAACAUCUACUGGGACAGAGUGCCAGUGGCCCAGGAGGGUCCCAAUGUGGAGGAGUGGGUGAAGAAUGUGGCAGAUGGAACCAGUGUUCAGGAUGAGACAGCCACACUGGCUUACUCAGAGAAGCCAACAAGCCCCAUCACUGCCCCCCCUUACAGCCCCCCAGCCUACAGCUACACCCCCCAGAACGGUUACUACCCCUCCGGGACCUACAGCAGCCAGGGGGACCAGCCAGACCGAGUGGUGAGUCCCAGCCCAGCAGAGAAGCCCCCCAGGGAGCAGCAGCCCCCCAGACCCUCAGCUCGCCGCGGCCGCCGCCGCCGCCGCAACCCCGAGCUGGACGAGUCCCAGUAUGAGACCGACUACACCACGGCUGUGGAGUCUGGUGAUGAGCUGGACCACGAGCACUGGGACAGCCUCUACCCCCCCAUCACCUCGGAUGGCACCCGCCAGAGGUACAAGCAGGAGUUUGACACGGACCUGAGGCGUUACAAGCAGCUCUGUGCUGAGAUGGAUGGUGUCAAUGACCGCCUCAACCAGCUCAGCAAGCAGCUUGACAGCAUCUCUGAGGACAGCCCCCAGUACCAGGAUGUGGCAGAGGAGUACAACAGGCUGAAGGACCUGAAGCGGAGCCCUGACUACCAGACAAAGAAGCUGGAGACCAAAACCCUGCGCAACAAACUCUUCCACAUCAAGAGGAUGGUGAGCGACUAUGACAAGGUGAGGGGGUAGCCUGUGCCCCCUCCUCCCACCCCCUGCAGGAGGAGUGAAACACCCCCCUCUCUGCUCCCUUCCAAGGACUCUGCUGCAUUUUUGUACCUUUGUAGUGAAAAACCAGCCCCCACCCCCAAGAUUCAACCCCCCCCCACUCACGCUGGUGGUGCCAAAGGUGUGGGAUUGGAGGCUGCUGGAGUGGGUUUGCUCCCCCUCUUCCUUCUCACCCCACACCCUGGGGGUUGUGGGACUCCCCCCCCUCUUCCUGCUGUUAUAAAUAUGUUUGGGGAGGGUGGCAGCCCCCAGACUCCUUUGUCAACACUGGGGUUGAGGAUCCCAAACUGUGGCCAGAGGCUGGUGCUGGCCAGGCUGGAUGGGGUUGGUAUUGGUGGGUGGGGGGCAGAGCCCCCUUUGUGCCCAGGGGGAACAGCCUGGGCAGGGCUGGUAUUUUGUAAGGAACUGGCUGAAACUGUGCAUAAGGUGGGGUUUUUUUAAAGUAAAUAAACUGUAUCUAUUGA
Colius striatus (speckled mousebird) is the source of this 2143-nucleotide messenger RNA. It is a transcript of the gene OCLN, whose product is annotated as occludin. Gene Ontology annotation, molecular function: cis-regulatory region sequence-specific DNA binding. Bases 120 to 1643 code for a protein of 507 amino acids. Gene Ontology annotation, biological process: bicellular tight junction assembly; snRNA transcription by RNA polymerase II; positive regulation of transcription elongation by RNA polymerase II. The record is from RefSeq and is a predicted model, not a curated record. Lineage: Eukaryota; Metazoa; Chordata; Aves; Coliiformes; Coliidae. The transcript has 9 exons. Gene Ontology annotation, cellular component: transcription elongation factor complex; bicellular tight junction; membrane.